AAAAGAAGUAAUUAUUAAUAAGAAAGUCUUCAAAAAGGGAAUAGUUGUACCGAAUCUAGAUUCAUUCCUUCUCGAAAAUAAUCUAAAUAUAACGUAAUACUAUCAAGUGCACAUGAGGUUGGUAAAGAAAAAGUACUUAAAGGUUAAUUUAUAUAGAAUGAAAAUGAUUAUUCAAUCGCUUAAUUGUAUAAGAAGCAUGUUUUAUAGAUAAACACGCAUAAAAAUAAGCUAAAAUUUUGCUAAAAUAAUAAAAAGAAAUUAUAAAAUAAUAUAUUUUUCUAAAAGGAGGAAGGAGGAAUGGAAAUAGAAUAAUAAAAAAUAAAUAAAAAAAUAAAAUAAUAAUAAAUUAAAUGCUGUUCAUAUAAAGUUUUAGACGCUCCGGGCCUUUAAGAUGAUUAUUAUUUGAAUUUAUUAGACUGGAGUAGUAAAAAUAUACUAGCAGUAGCCUUAGGGAGCUAAGUUUAUAUAUGGAAUGGAUUUACAAAUUAAGCAUAACUUCGUAUAGCAUACAUUAUAAUUAGAAUCUAGUUUAAGGUCUAUAAUGGAAUGAAAGUGGAGACUUUUUGAGUAUAGGAGAUUCUUUAGGGAAAAUAUAGAUUUUUGAUGUAAAUAAUUCCUCAGAAAUACUCUCUUUUAGAAAUCAUAAUGAUAGAAUAGGGUCUGUGGCUUGGAAAGAUGAUAAUAUAAUAGCUACAGGUAGUAGAGAUAAAUAGAUUAUAUGUACAGAUAUUAGAAGUAGAUUCCCUUUUUAGACUUUUAAGGGACAUUAAUAGGAAAUAUGUGGAUUAAAAUGGUCUUUUGAUAAUUAAAUGCUAGCCAGUGGAGGAAAUGAUAAUAAACUAUUCGUUUGGAGCCUUAAAUCACAUAACUAUCUAUAUAAAUUCAACUAACAUAAAGCCGCAGUUAAGGCUAUAGCCUGGAAUCCACAUUAACACGGGGUUUUAGUAAGUGGAGGAGGUACUAUGGAUAAAAGUAUUAGGUUUUGGAAUACUUAAAUAGGAAAAUAAGUAGAUUAAAUAGAAACUAAUAGUUAAGUAUGUAACUUAGUGUUUUCUAAAAAUUAAAACGAGUUCGUAAGUACUCAUGGAUUCCAAGAUAAUGAAAUCAUAGUAUGGAAAUACCCCACUUUAUAAAAAAUAGCAUGUCUAACAGGACAUAGUUGUAGGGUUUUGUAGCUUGGAUUAAGUCCGUGUAGUACUAAAAUUGUUACAGGAGCAGGCGAUUAAACUUUGAGGUUUUGGGAUAUUUUCUAGGAAAAAAAUUAAGUUUAAUAAAACUUUAAAUAAUAUUAGUCUGUUUUAGAUAGUAAAUUUGAUUUAAGAUGA
Ichthyophthirius multifiliis is the source of this 1325-nucleotide messenger RNA. RefSeq names its product WD regulatory protein, putative. The transcript is spliced from 2 exons. Gene Ontology annotation, cellular component: anaphase-promoting complex. Gene Ontology annotation, biological process: anaphase-promoting complex-dependent catabolic process; positive regulation of ubiquitin protein ligase activity; positive regulation of anaphase-promoting complex-dependent catabolic process. Gene Ontology annotation, molecular function: protein binding; ubiquitin ligase activator activity; anaphase-promoting complex binding. The record is from RefSeq and is a predicted model, not a curated record. Lineage: Eukaryota; Ciliophora; Oligohymenophorea; Hymenostomatida.